AUGACUACCUCUAGCACGUCCUUUGAUCCUCGCACCCAGCUAAUUCCAAAUUUGGUCGAUCAUUAUGCUGACGCCAAACCUGAUGCUAUCUAUGCCGAAUACCCUGUCAACCCAAUGAGUUACGAUGAGGGGUACAAGGUCAUUACUUACAAAACGCUCGCCAACGCCAUAAACGGCAUCGCGCACUGGUUGACGAAGAGCUUAGGCCCAGGUCAUGGAGAGAUACUGGCUUACCUGGGUCCGAAUGACCUUCGAUACCCAGCCUUGGUUCUGGGUGCUGUUAAAGCCGGUUACUGCAUGUUUUUAACCUCGCCCCGUAAUAGUACAGAAGCACAUCGUUCGCUACUGGGGAAACUAAAUUGUACCACGUUGUUGGCCCCCGUACCACGCCCCCCUUUCGCGCAAGCUAUCGUGGAGGCCAUCCCGGGGCCGUUCAAUGUCAUGGGUGUUCCCAGCUUGGACGACCUUUUGACGACCGAGUACCCACCAUUCGAGUACCACAAGGUAUAUCCUGAUGAUGCCUCCGAUCGCCUUGUCGUGCUUCACACUUCCGGGUCUACAGGGACUCCCAAACCCAUUAUCUGGACCCUUGAGAGUGCGGUGAAGCAUAUGCAUAUGCAAAGAUUAGACAUCCCCGCGGGAUAUGAGGGCCAGGACAGGAAAGGGUUUGGGAAGAGAAUGUAUUUGACAAUGCCUCCCUUUCAUGCGGCUGGAAUCGGCCAUCUUCUCGUCGUUACGAUGCCUGUCGAUGUGACACUCAUUAUGCCGACCGCGACUGGCCUUCCUACUGCUGCUAACCUUGUGGCUGCGAGAAAACAGACGCCAUUCGAAUGGGCCAUGGUCGUGCCAUCGAUUAUACAGGAGCUGGCACAAGAUGCUGAGGCUCUCGAAUACAGUAGCACUCACCUGGAGUACGUUAUCUACGCCGGGGGCGACCUGCCCCAAGCGAUUGGAGAUAUAGUCGCGGCUAAGAUACCACUGAUGAACGGAUUUGGUUCGUCAGAGCUUGGGAUCCUCAAUGUGAUCCACUCACCAAACCGGGAUCCCUUGACAGAGUGGCGGUAUCUCCAAUUUCACCCUGAGUUGGGAGUUGAGCACCGGCAUAUCUCUGGAGGUGAAUAUGAGGCGGUGUUGGUGCGUAGUCCGGAGCGCGAAGGUCAUCAGUUUCCAUUCUCUAUCUUCGCUGAUCGACAAGAAUUUAGAACGAAUGACCUGAUGGUUCCUCAUCCUACGAAGGCUGGCCUUUGGCGCCCUUCCUCUCGAUUAGAUGAUAUCAUUGUCUUUCUCAAUGGAGAAAAAACGAAUCCUGUAUCGAUGGAACAGCAUAUUGUCGCCGCUAAUUCUGAGGUUACUGGAUGCCUUGUCGUUGGUGCCCAACGCUUCCAGGCUGCUCUCCUCGUGGAGCUGGAUAGCAAGUCCCUUCGUGACGACUACGCUGCAAUUGAGAAACUCUGGCCUAGCAUAGAGGAGGCAAACAUCCCGGCGCCCGCUCAUGCCCGGAUCGCCAAAAGCCAUAUUCUAUUCACCUCGCCCGAGAAGCCCAUGCUUCGUGCGGCCAAAGGAACCAUACAACGCGCUAGUACGCUAAAAGUUUAUGCGCGAGAGAUCGAGAAAGUCUAUACUGAUGCAGACGAGUUCUCUCCGCUUGGUACGAGAGACCUACCCGGGCCAGGUGGGGUGGAUGACGUUCCACAGGUGACGGAAUUCAUCAGGGAAUCUAUUCUCAAGAUCACAGGGUGGAAUGCGGAGAAGUUUUCUGACGGAGAGAAUUGGUUUAAUCUUGGCUUUGACUCUCUACAAGCUAUUACAGCUACCCGUGUGCUGAAGCAGGGUCUCAACCUUCCGAAUCUCACUCCAAAUGUGAUAUACAUGCAUCCAACGAUUACGGGUCUAACCCAUGCGCUUCUCCAUCAAGGCCACGGAGACCCGAGCGAGACUAAAAGUCAGGGUCUGAUGCGUGAGCGGGAUGAGCUGUUGCAGGAGUUUAUUGGACAGAUUGAAGCCCCUAACGUACAUUGCUCUAAAGCAGUCAACACUCAGACCGUUAUUUUGACCGGAUCCACCGGGCAGCUGGGUACAUAUCUCCUCGAUACACUGUUGAAGACCCCCAGUGUGAAGCAUGUAUACUGCUUGAAUCGUGCCGACCGCGCUCGCGACCGACAGCAGGAACGUGUGGCUACCUACGGACUGGACUCCGUGAUUGAAGGACGGGUAACAUUCUGGCAAGCGGAUCUCAGCCAGGCAGGCUUCGGGUUGCAACCCGAACAGCUCAAACAGCUAAAGCAGACAGCGAGGCUAGUAAUACACAAUGCCUGGGCGGUCAACUUCAACUUAUCGCUAGCUUCAUUCAAACCACAACUGGCAGGCGUGGUCAAUCUCAUCAAUUUCACCGGCCAAGCUAGCCAUGCUCCGCGGCUAUUCUUUAUUUCCUCGAUCAGCUCCACCAUGGGCUACGGCGGCAUCAAUGAUGGCCUCAUGCCUGAAACAGUCAUCAAAACCACAAUACCAGCUCCGAACGGCUACGCCAACAGUAAGUAUAUAGCGGAGCAUCUGCUAGCACACGCAGCACAACAAGGCUACAACCCUGCCUUCGCCCGCGUAGGUCAGGUUGCAGGACCGAUACGUUCUCAUGGACUAUGGAGCAAAUCAGAGUGGUUCCCCAGUCUAGUGCUCAGUUCGUUGCACCUGAGCGCUCUCCCAGAAACUAUAGGUCAAGCUCUAGACCGUGUCGACUGGGUGCCCGUCGACCUUCUCGCUGAGAUCCUAGUCGACUUAUCCCUUCUCCAAAGCCCGGGAGUCAGCGUCUACCACCCGAUAAACCUACACCCGCAAUCCUGGAAGGAUAUCCGCCCUGUGAUCGCAGACGCCCUUCAGGUUUUAGGAAAAAAUACGGAGAUCAUCCCAUUGCAAGAAUGGAUCCUCCGUGUCCGACAGGACAUCGAGCUUGUUAGCCAGGAUAAGGAAAAGUUGCGAAUUCAGCUUGCGAAGAACCCGGCUGCUAAGCUCUUAGACUUUUUCGAGGAUGUGAUGCACCAGACGGAGGCUGAGAAUGGGUUGGAUGCGAAGGAGACUGCGCUGAUGAGUCAGAAGUUACAGAUGGUGGACGCUGUGAAAGCGGAAUGGAUUCAAAAAUGGGUGAAGGAGUGGGUGCAAUAG
Penicillium pulvis is the source of this 3156-nucleotide messenger RNA. RefSeq names its product acetyl-CoA synthetase-like protein. The record is from RefSeq and is a predicted model, not a curated record. Bases 1 to 3156 code for a protein of 1051 amino acids. The transcript has 3 exons. Lineage: Eukaryota; Fungi; Ascomycota; Eurotiomycetes; Eurotiales; Aspergillaceae.